CCACUUUGGGUGCUGGGCACAAAGACUAACAGGCACACUGGUUUUCUAAAACCUCCAUCGCUGCCACCGCCACCAUGUCCUGUCCGAUGCCACAACGCCGGGCCAUUACCACGGUGCUGGGUGCCAUGGAGUUUGGACACCGCAUGGACCAAGCCUCUAGUGCUGCUUCGAUGCGCGCCUUCCUGGAUCACGGUUACAACGAGAUAGACACCGCCUUCAUCUAUUCCGACGGCCAGUCGGAGACCAUCCUGGGCGGCCUUGGACUCGGGCUAGGACGCAGCGACUGCAAAGUGAAAAUUGCCACCAAGGCCAACCCAAUUGGUGAGCAGACACUGAAGCCUGAGAGUGUGCGGCAUCAGCUGGAGACUUCACUGAAGCGGCUGCAGUGUCCGCGGGUGGACAUCUUCUACCUGCACUUGCCAGACCGCAGCAACCCCAUAGAAGAGACGCUGCGUGCCUGCCAUGAGCUACACAAGGAGGGCAAGUUUGUGGAGCUGGGCCUUUCCAACUAUGCUGCCUGGGAGGUGGCUGAGAUCUGCAUGCUCUGCAAGAAGAACGGCUGGAUCCAGCCCACUGUGUACCAGGGAAUGUACAGCGCCAUCACCCGGCAGGCAGAGAAGGAGCUGUUCCCCUGUCUCAGGCACUUUGGAUUGAGGUUCUAUGCUUACAGCCCUUUGGCUGGUGGACUGCUGACUGGCAAGUACCAGUAUGAGGACAAAGAUGAAAAGAAGCCCAAGAGCCGCUACUUUGGGGAUCGAUGGUCCGAAUUCCUCAGGAACAUCUACUGGAAGGAGGAACACUUCAAGGGCAUCACCCUGGUGCAGAAGGCCCUGCAGGCUGCGUAUGGCUCCAGCGCCCCCAGCUUGACCGCGGCUGCCAUUCGCUGGGUAUACCACCACUCCCAGCUGAAGGGAGCCCACGGGGACGCAGUCAUCCUGGGCAUAACCAGCCUGCAGCAGCUGGAGACGAACCUGGCAGCCGUGAAGGAGGGACCCCUGAAGUCGGAAGUUGUGGAGGCCUUUGAGCAAGCCUGGAACCUGGCAGUGCCCAAAGCUGCCAACUACUACUUCUAGGCCCUGGGUGACUCAGGCUGCCCUGGCCCUUGUACCACCCCCUUUGUCUCUCCCCUGAUUCACUCUGCCUUGCUAACCAAGUAUAGUGUCUACAGACUGUCUGGUCCCUCCCUCCCCUUCUAGAUUCCUGCCUUGUGCUUUACAGUGUGGGAUGCUGAGGUUGGCUCUGCAAUGGCAGGUUCUGUGUUCAAUAAAACUGCCCUGCCCUGGCUGCAGCCGGGCUCAG
Molecule: messenger RNA, 1299 nt
Organism: Ochotona curzoniae (black-lipped pika)
Lineage: Eukaryota; Metazoa; Chordata; Mammalia; Lagomorpha; Ochotonidae
Product: aflatoxin B1 aldehyde reductase member 4-like
Exons: 7
Coding region: 75-1073 (332 amino acids)
Molecular function (GO): oxidoreductase activity
Source: RefSeq, a predicted model, not a curated record